AUGCCCUCCAGCGCCGCGCGGGACACCGGCCGCGCCUCCGUCGACGCCGCCGCCGCCUCGGGCUCGUCGGCCGCCGGGGCGACGACGUCCACGAGCGGCGGCGUGGGCGAGCGCGGCGCGGGCCGCUGCGGGUCCCGCGGCUCCGGCGUGGACGUGCGCGAGGGCGCCUCGAGCCCGCGCAGCACGGCGGACACGCGCGCGGCCGGCGCCGGCCGCCGGGUCGGGGCGCUCUCGAACUUGCGCAGCGCCGCCCGCACGACGUCCGGGGGCGGGCGCUCGGCGUCGCGCAGCAGGGGCGCGGGGCGGCGCGGCGGGCGCGCGGCGCGGUCGGCGGGCGGGCGCGGCGCCGGCGGCGGCGGCGGCGGCGGGGGCGGCGAGGGCGCGGGCGGGUGCGGGUGCGGCGGGUCGUCGCGCGAGUCGAGCCGGCUGAGCGCGUCGACGGAGCGCGCGCGCUUGACGCAGUCGCGGCGGACGAGCGCGGCGGGCGGCGCGGCGACUGAGGCGGGGCGCGGGCGCGCGGCGGGCGGGCGCGGCGCGGGCGGCGGGCGCUCGUCCAGCAGGUGCUCGAGCGAGGCGGCGCGGCGCAGCACGGACGGGCGGCGGCGCGGCGCGUCGCGCAGCGCGAGGCUGAGGUAG
Molecule: messenger RNA, 636 nt
Organism: Ostrinia nubilalis (European corn borer)
Lineage: Eukaryota; Metazoa; Arthropoda; Insecta; Lepidoptera; Crambidae
Product: spidroin-1-like
Exons: 1
Coding region: 1-636 (211 amino acids)
Source: RefSeq, a predicted model, not a curated record